Messenger RNA from Penicillium paradoxum, 303 nucleotides. RefSeq lists its product as uncharacterized. The transcript is spliced from 2 exons. Lineage: Eukaryota; Fungi; Ascomycota; Eurotiomycetes; Eurotiales; Aspergillaceae. The coding region runs from base 1 to 303 and encodes 100 amino acids. The record is from RefSeq and is a predicted model, not a curated record.
AUGGAAGUUGCUCAGGAUACGGCGUCCCAAGGCAAUAUUUCCGAGAAUCGACAUGCGGCCAUCUUUGGCGUGGGAAUCGGCUUCAUCGUGUUCGACUCGAUUAUCAUCGCGUUGCGCAUCUACGCACGCGCUUUUAUGCUGAAAGCGCUGGGGGCGGAUGACAUAAGGGCUUUUCAAUCAUACGGCGAACAACAUCUAAUCACUGGCAUUCGAUCAGAUACUCACUAUCGGAUUGUCAACAAGUAUCAUGGUUGGAUCCAACUACGGACUCGGAAAGCACGAGCUUGCGAUACUGCAAAGUGA